AAAUAGCAAUUGCGAUAGUCAACAUUAAUCAUUACAUGUUGGGUCCAGGUGCUUAUUCUAAGUCCUUUACUCUUAUCCGUUUGUUUACUUUCACAACACAUUUAUGAGAUAGUGGCUGUUCACGUCCCUAUUUUCCAGAUGGAGAAAGUUGAGGUGCAGUUACGAAUCUAACUAAGGUCACAGAGCUAGUGGAUGGUAGAGGCAGGGAGCAGACACAGACCAUCUGGUCUUUGGUCCUGGAGCCUGAGCUCAUCACUGCUGCACUAACUCCACUAUCUCAGGGCACACCUGUGCGUGGCACCAACAUUCGUGUGAACUGAUCUUCCCAACCACCAAGUCUCUAUCACACUAAGUAUCUUCACAGUGAUACAGAUAAUGAGUAAACAGAGAGUCUCAGACACUAAAAACAACCCACCGUUGCAGGAGAGGGAAAAUAGGUAUGUCUGUGCAUGUAUGCAGGUUUAUCAAGUCGAACAUGUGCUUCCAGGUCUUCCUGACGGACCAACAUUAAAAAGAAAAGAAAAGCGAGAAGUAAUGAUGUUAAGAUAGUCAGGAGUUUUGUUAUGCUACUUAAACGAAAUGUACCAAUCAGCCCAAUUGUUUCAUCAUCAUGGACGUGUUUUCAUUUUAAAAGUUUCAUCCAGUUGUAGUACCUAGAUCAUAAUGGAAUCUAUAGCGUCCUCAAGAAUGCGGCCUCAUUGGGUGUGUUUUCCAAGUAGUUAUGUCCGCUUUUCACCUUGCAAACUGAAAUCAAACAUUGUCGAGAGCACAGGCAUUUCUGAAACAACACAUUACAUAUGUUCCUGAAAAACCUCGCAUGCUGCAGAACCACACUAAAAAUAAAAGGACUUGUGGGAAGAAAAUGUGUUAGGGUAAAAACCAGUCGACACCCUGAGCGCCAACAAAAGCAGUAACAAUCAUAAAAACUGUAUAAGCUUGUUAAGGAGACCAGUUGAAUUCUGAGGAAUCCUGCACGAAAGCAAUUAUAAGCCUGACAUUAGGGGAAAGGGUGAAAGCAGUUUGAUGGGAAGGGGCUAUAAGAAAGUGCUGAGCCUGCUGAGUGUCGGAGACGGGGAAAGAAAUAGAGGACAAGCGUAGUAAGUACUUCCGAGAUAGGACACAUGGUCAAACGGAGCUAGGAGGAAGACCAUGGGGUAGAUGGAGACCCAGCAUGACUACUCCUCUAGACCGACUUUGUUCACCUCUUUAUGACUGUGUCUGAGCCAGUUCACAUCACAGAAAUACACAGUAUUUAUCUGAAAACAGAUAAAAAACCAAAAUGGCUUUUUAUGGGGUAAGAAGGAAUUCCAUUUCUCAUUUCACUCCUUUCACAAUAAUUGUUAUAUUUUCAGUAAAUAUGUUUUUAAAGGACCAAGCUUCUAAGGAACUAUUUUAGUAAAAAACAAAACAAAACAAAAAACCCCAAAAAAACUAUGAUGGCAAUUACGGAAAUAGCUGCAGGAAAUUGUUUUAUAUAUCACAGGAGCAAAAGAUUGAAAUGGUUAUCUGAUUUCCUCAUGACUGACAUGACCUGCCAUCAGUGGUAAUGAUAUUGAAGACAUACUAACUGCGUGUAUUCAAGUUUCAGUGAUAAUCACACUAGAGAGUUUUAAACAUAGAGAUUUAGGAUUUAUAGUCCCAAAACUUUUGCUGUAUAAAGUAUGCUGUAAGCAUUUUGCUAUAAAAACUGAGAAUCCCAUAAUGCUAAUUCUCAGAGAUAAAAUCUCCCUACUAGAGUAUACUAAACUCUGCUAUCACUUCAAAGAUGUCAGAGAAUUGCUCCCUAUUCCAAUGAAAAAAGAUUGUGAAUCACACCCCUAUUAUUCUUAAUAAAGAAUUAAUACAGUUUGUUAAACUGUAAUUAUCAGUAUUAAAUACAAUUGUGGCAAUUAUUAUUAAACAUAGUUUGAAUCGGUACCGUGGCUCUGACGAGGUAGUUGCUAUCAGGUGAAGGGGGAUUUCUGGCAUUUUGGGCCCUAGCAUUGACAUGGCCAUUGCCUUUAUUUGGGAUUUUUCUUGUUUCUUGAGAUAGGCCUGGACUGCGAUGUAUUUUCCUCUCAGGACUGCCUUCGCUGCAUCCCAAAGCAUCUGGAUUGUUGUAUUUUCAUUUUCGUUUGUUCCAUAUAUUUUUUAAUUUCUUCUCUAAUUGCCUGGUUGACCCACUCAUUCUUUAGUAGGGUGUUCUUUAACCUCCACAUGGCCAUUGCCUUUAGAGUUGAUUUCUUUGUGUUUGUGCUGCUGAAGUGAGCACUGGAGUUGACUUCGUUGUUGUGGGAAGAUUAACAGUAUGGGCUCUCUAGUUACAAAAAUUCAAGGUAAGUAUCCCCUACUCUUCAUCCAGAUAGAAGAUGCACCUUACACUUGCAUGUAAAUGCAGUCAUGGAAGGUGAACACUCUCUGCUGUGACAUAAACUGGAGUCAGCUUUCCCACGUCUGGGCUUCUGAAGCAAGAGAAAUUACUUUCCAAAAGGAGAUUUUUAGCAAGAGAGUUGGAGCAUUCUGACUCCCACAAGGUGUUAUGUAAUAGUGAGAACCCAAAAUCUGGGCUCGGUUAUGAUUGAAUAACCGAUGUUGUGGGAAAUGGAUUAUGGACCCUUGAUUGCUCCCCGUGGGGCCUAGAGUCUUUCCUGGGCUGUGGUAUUGAGAAGUAAGAUCAGAGGAGUAUGUCCUCACUGUCCUUCAGACCCCAUAUGCAGUCAGUAGCCAAGGGCUGUAGAUUUUUCUAUCUGAAAUACUUCUGGAAUUGAUCCACUUUUUCAUCUUCAGGGUCACUAUUUUAGUCCAACCCAGAUCAGCCACCUGUCCAACUCUGCCACAUUUCUCAUUCUCCGUUCCAAAUAAUCUUUAAAAAAUACAACCUAAUAUGUUCACAUCCUUACCUCUUAGAUUUCAGUUAGUUGCCCUUGGAAUAGAGUUUUCCUUUGUUUAGCAAGGUUUGGAGAGCCCUCCACAAUUGUGACCUCUCACUGUCUCAGCUCCCUCCACCGUCACCCUGCUCUCCCUGACCCCAUGCUCUAGCCGUUCUGGAAUUAUUUCAGUUCCUAGAACAUGGCUAGGUCUGUCUUGACCUCCAAGAAUGCUGUUCUUUCUGGAACUCUCUUCACCUGCUUCAGGGUCAUAGCUCAGCUCAGAUGUCUCUUCCUCCUGGGACUGGGUUUGGAUCCCUGAUUUGCACUCCUAGAGCACCAUGCACUUCCCCUUUCAUUAGCACGCAUCACACAUGGAACUGAUGUGUCAGAAAUGGUUCUCCUGCUGGAUUGUAGACUCCAUGAGGGCAGGUGAUGUCCUUCAUUCACUGCUCUGUCCCUGUGUCUGUAAGAAUUCCCGACACACAGUAGGUCAUCCAUAAAUACUUGUUGAAUAGAAUGAAAAGUGAAUGCAGUAGAAGGUAAUCCGGUGUAUCAAAGAAUCUGUGGGAGUGGAGAUUAUAAAAAAGAAAAUGCAAAUAGCUCAACUCAAGUAUGUUACAAGCCAAAAGGUUCAUGAGCUUUAACUUUUCAGAGGUCGUCGUUGACUUGAGCAAGGUGCAUGGCAGUAACCCAGUGGAAGCAAAGGCCAGGGAGUUGUAGACUUAGGAAUUACUAUUUUGUAAGGAAGUGAACCCAGCACAUAAGGCCUGAUCUUUCAAGAAGUGUGACCAUAAUGAGCAGAGACAAUGGCGAGGCGAAGGAGGCAUGGUGAGAUGAGAGAGUCUGACAUUUGCUUGCUUUUUUUGUUUUUUUUUUCAAACUUAGUCCUGGAGUAACUUGGACAUUCUCAACCAGUUUUUCUAGUACUUUGUCCUGCUUUCCUGAUAUAUCACAGAGGAAUGUCCUAUAAAUAUUUCCUACUGCAAAAUGAAAAGAAACACAUUUUGAAAGUUUGACUUACGGAGUUUUAAUUUUUUUCAAUUUUUGAAGAACAAAAACUGAAGAUUGUCAGCCUACCUGCAAAAUAAGCUCUUCCCUUGACAUCGGUUUAUGAACGUCGUGAUUAGUUUGUGCUGCUGUGUGCAGACUCUACCCUUACCAGGGCACUUUGUGUUUCGAGCCUCUUUUCUCCCUUCAGCACAUCAAAUGAAAGAAAAUAGCCUAAACUUUUGAGCCUCUGGAUCGUUGGGGAUUGUGUCGUCUGGCUGUUGGGAGGAUCGAUGGAACAGUUCCCGUGAGGCUUGACUGUAAAUACAGAAUCCCCAGCCACGUGCCAGGCACGUCGUAGGAAACACCGCAGUCACCAGUACCUUUGAUCUGAUAGUGGCUUCUGUUUGUCAGUCCCGCAUAAAAAGAACAGCUCAUCGGGAGGCUAUCCACAGCAGGGCGAGAGGCUACCAACACCAUGUUCUGCACGAAGCUGAAAGAUCUCAAGAUCACAGGAGAGUGCCCUUUGUCCUUACUGGCACCGGGGCAGGCUCCCAAAGAGCCUGCAGAAGAGGUAGCAGGAAGCUCAGAGAGUGGCAAAACAACUCUGCCCAUCUGUCAGGAUGUUCCUGAGAAGAAUGUACCAAGAAGUCUUCCUCAAAGAAAGACCAGUAGGAGCCGCGUCUACCUUCACACUUUAGCAGAGAGCAUUUGCAAACUGAUUUUCCCAGAGUUGGAGCGGCUGAACCUUGCACUUCAGAGAACAUUGGCAAAACACAAAAUAAAAGAAAGCAGGAAAUCUUUGGAAAGAGAAGACUUUGAAAAAAUAAUUACAGACCAAGCAAUUGCAGCAGGAGUUCCAGCAGAAAUCAUCAAAGAAUCUCUCGGUGAAGAGCUUUUUAAAAUAUGUUAUGAGGAAGAUGAACACAUCUUAGGUGUGGUUGGAGGAACCCUCAAAGAUUUUUUAAAUAGCUUCAGCACCCUUCUGAAACAGAGCAGCCACUGCCAAGAGGCAGAAAAGAGAGGCAGGUUCGAGGACGCUUCCAUUCUAUGCCUGGAUAAAGAUCACAAUUUCUUAAAUGUUUACUAUUUUUUCCCUAAGAGAAUCACGUCUCUGAUUCUUCCUGGCAUCAUUAAGGCAGCUGCUCACAUUUUGUACGAAACAGAAGUGGAUGUGUCACUGAUGCCUCCCUGCUUCCGUACUGAAGGCAGCGAGUUCGUUAAUCAACCCUAUUUGUUAUACUCGCUUCACGUCAAAAGCACCAAGCCAUCCCUGUCCCCGGGCAAGCCCCCGUCCUCGCUGGUGAUUCCUGCUUCCCUCUUCUGCAAGACCUUUCCUUUUCAUUUCAUGUUCGACAAAGACAUGACAAUUCUGCAGUUUGGCAAUGGCAUUAGAAGGCUGAUGAACAGGAGAGACUUUCAAGGAAAGCCUAAUUUUGAAGAGUACUUUGAAAUUCUGACUCCAAAAAUCAAGCAAACGUUCAGUGGAAUCCUGACCAUGUUGAACAUGCAGUUUGUGGUCCGAGUGAGGAGGUGGGACAACUCUGUGAAGAAAUCUUCCAGGGUGAUGGACCUCAAAGGCCAGAUGAUCUACAUUGUUGAAUCCAGUGCAGUCUUGUUCUUGGGCUCACCCUGUGUGGACCGAUUAGAAGAUUUUACGGGACGAGGGCUCUACCUCUCAGACAUCCCGAUUCACAAUGCACUGAGGGACGUGGUGCUGAUAGGGGAGCAAGCCAGGGCACAGGACGGCCUGAAGAAGAGGCUGGGCAAGCUGAAGGCCACCCUUGAGCAGGCCCACCAAGCCCUGGAGGAGGAGAAGAAGAAGACCGUGGAUCUCCUGUGCUCCAUAUUUCCCUGCGAGGUUGCACAGCAGCUGUGGCAAGGGCAAGUCGUGCAAGCCAAGAAGUUCAGUGAUGUCACCAUGCUCUUCUCAGACAUCGUUGGGUUCACCGCCAUCUGCUCCCAGUGCUCUCCGCUGCAGGUUAUCACCAUGCUCAAUGCACUCUACACUCGCUUUGACCGGCAGUGCGGAGAGCUGGAUGUCUACAAGGUGGAGACCAUUGGCGAUGCAUAUUGUGUGGCUGGGGGAUUACACAAAGAAAGUGAUACCCAUGCUGUUCAGAUAGCACUGAUGGCCCUGAAGAUGAUGGAACUGUCUGAUGAAGUUAUGUCUCCCCAUGGAGAACCUAUCAAGAUGCGGAUUGGACUACAUUCUGGGUCAGUUUUUGCUGGAGUCGUCGGCGUUAAAAUGCCUCGUUACUGUCUUUUUGGAAACAACGUCACCUUGGCAAACAAAUUUGAGUCCUGCAGCGUACCACGGAAAAUCAACGUCAGCCCGACAACGUACAGAUUACUCAAAGACUGUCCUGGUUUUGUGUUUACCCCUCGAUCAAGGGAGGAACUCCCACCAAACUUCCCCAGUGAAAUUCCUGGAAUCUGUCAUUUUCUGGAAGCUUAUCAACAAGGAACAAAUUCAAAACCAUGGUUCCAAACGAAAGAUGUUGAAGAUGGCAAUGCCAAUUUUUUAGGCAAAGCCUCAGGAAUAGAUUAGCAAAAUGUAAACCCGGUUAUUAGGCUUGGGUUUUGACUCCUACGAGCAUGUGUGGAAUCUCUGAAAGCACUUUAAGAUUGCAGAUGACUAAGAACAAUAUUCAAAUUUCAGGAGCUAAGUCACCAUCUACUUUUUCUUCCAUUUAACGUGACAAAAAUGUAUUCACUUCAAUACUUCAAGUCUUCAGAGAAAAAAAAAGGAAUGAAGCCUCAAAAAUGACAUUUGGGGGAUAUUUCUGUUACUAUAACAAACACUUAUUACCUGUACUCAAAACUCAGCACCUUGUACAUAUAUCCGGUAAUUGUAGUGACAUGACUUGCACAAACUGAUGGGGUUACCUGCAGUCUGUGCCCUAGUGGAAUGGUUGUUAAAGUGUAUUUGUGAUAGUGUUGCCUUAAAAAAGCUUUCUGAAUAGAAAUGAUAGUCUUUGAUACCAUAAGCUCUUUGAACCUUUCAAGUCUGCCUUUUCUUACAUUUCUUCAUUUAACUGUUGGCAUAGAUAACAAAAUAGGUUGAGUAUUUUUUCUGUUGCACUGUUUCUUCUCCAUUUUUUAAGAAGAUAAGCAAUUAUGGGUUAGAUGCAAUAUGAAUAUAAAAUAGUUCCUCUAUAAAUAUCAAAGACUGUUUUAUAAAAAUAUCUGCCAUAACAUAAUGUGUCAUAUCAAUAAAUAUCGACUUUUGUUUGACAUUAUUCUGCACUUUGGUAAAGGCUAUUUUCAUUCAUGUUAGCAAUUUAAUUCCUAUUAAUUCAUAUCCAGGAUACAAGAGGCUUAUAGCCAAUAUAAAAAUGCAAUAAUAUCAUUCUAAUUUAAUUAGAAGUAACAUGGGAGUAAUGUAAGAAUCAGAGAAUAUACCAUGAAGUACAGAAGUAAAACAUUUAAACACACACACACACACACACACACACACACACACACGUAGAGUGAUUUGGAUCUAUUUCAGCAGCCAUUCUGCAUUGCCAUGUUGAGUUCUAUAAAGUUCCAGUGAGAAAUUUAAGUUCAAAAGUGGGAAAUGAGACUUGUUCUUUUUGCCAAUAGCUUAUUUUUUAAGUAUUUGUGUUGGACACUUUGGUGUGUAUGUAUAUCCUAAGAAUCAUCAAGUUUUUUUGUCUAAUCAAGUACACAUCUGUGAAUUUUUCUAUUCUAUUUGAGAUAUCGCAAUGUUAUUUUUUAAAGAGAAUGUUAGUAUUGAUGAAAAUGAUUCUGCGACUUCAUUAUGGAAAUUCUAAACAUUUUUCUGGAGCCGGAACUUUUUUUUUUUUAAUGACAUUAGCCUAAGCUCUCUGAAGAAGAGAGUAAUCUACAGAGUUUGGUUUUGGAUAAGGAUUUGAUUUUUAAAAGAGCUCAGUUUCAAAGCAGGAGAAAGAUGAACAUUGCAAUCUUUAAAUCAGUAUUAGCAGAGUCAUUGAUACACUAGCCUGGUGACCUCAGGAAUAAAAAGUCACCAUUCAUUGACCUCUAGCAUCCCCAGCUUUCUACUACAGAUAUGGCAAUGAUUAUCAUUUAUUAAAUGAUAUCCCAACAUCUUGAAGCACUGAUUAUAUCUCACUAAAUACCAAUCCUAUUAUUGGAAAGUAUCACAGGUCUUGGGAAAACAGAAUUUUGGAAUGAACCCUUAUCAUAGCAAAAUAAUAAGAAUUAAGGGAUUAAAGGAAAUUAAAAAGCAUAGAAUAAAAUGUUUUCUUUAUCAAAUUUUUUUUUUAAUUUUUUUUUUUCA
Molecule: messenger RNA, 8103 nt
Organism: Panthera uncia (snow leopard)
Lineage: Eukaryota; Metazoa; Chordata; Mammalia; Carnivora; Felidae
Gene: GUCY1A1
Product: guanylate cyclase 1 soluble subunit alpha 1
Exons: 10
Coding region: 4315-6387 (690 amino acids)
Biological process (GO): response to oxygen levels; cGMP biosynthetic process
Cellular component (GO): guanylate cyclase complex, soluble
Molecular function (GO): heme binding; guanylate cyclase activity
Source: RefSeq, a predicted model, not a curated record